Staurois parvus is the source of this 312-nucleotide messenger RNA. NCBI's taxonomy places the organism in Eukaryota, Metazoa, Chordata, Amphibia, Anura, Ranidae. The record is from the annotation of a GenBank genome assembly.
AUAUUUUGUAUUUCCGGGAGAGGUCUGUAUGUAAACAAUACAGAUCUCUCCCCUGUCCAGUCACGGUGCUUUGUAUUGCUCCGUAUAGCAGAGUCAUUUAAAACAGUAUUCUUACACAGUAAAGCACACACAGACAACACAGUAAAACAGCAUACAGUUAACCCAUUGAUUGCCCCAGAUGUUAACCCCUUCCAGCCCAGUGUCAUUAGUACAGUGUCAAUGCUUUUUAUUAGCACUGAUCACUGUAUUAGUGUCAGUGGCAGUUAGUCAGUUCCCCCCAGUGUUAGAAUGCCUGCCGCAGUCCCGCUGCAA